AUGGGAGUGGUAGUAGUAUUUCUAAUUCUCACUAAGGAAGUUUUCAAAUCCAAUGGUUUAGAACAUAUUAAAACAUAUAUAUCUGGUAUAAUGGAACGUUUUAAGGUUUCUAAUCAAAACAUCAAGUUUGUUUUGGUGAAACAUGGAACAAAAGAUUUAUUUAUGACUGAUCAAGGUAAUGUUCAAAGAUCAUCAAACUCAACUUAUAAAAAUAAUGACCACCAAUCGCUAAUAUCAAUCAUAAAUGAGCUCGAAACUUACUUAUUAAUCUACCAUAAUGUUGAUACAAUUGAAACUGAUGAUGAUGGUGACUUGGCAAAUAUCGUUGCGGUUUCUGCUAAAUCUCUGAGGACCAGCUAUUCAAGAAGAAAUCUUACAAAAUUUAAAUUAAAGAAUAACCAAAUUGCAAAGGAUGAACCGGAAAUGAUGAAAAAAAUAUGGUUGUCUCAACUUCUACAAGUGCCAAAUAUAGGGAAAGAUGAAGCUAUAGAAUUAAUAAAAAAGUAUGCAAAACCAUAUGAAGUCAUAGAAUCCUUGAAGAUUUCAGAGGAUAACUUUUAUAAUGUUCUUAAAAAUAUAGAAAUUCCAGGAAAGAAAAGGAAAACAUUAGGAAAAAUAACAUCUAAAAGGUUUUUAACAUUUUGA
Molecule: messenger RNA, 645 nt
Organism: Theileria annulata
Lineage: Eukaryota; Apicomplexa; Aconoidasida; Piroplasmida; Theileriidae
Exons: 4
Coding region: 1-645 (214 amino acids)
Source: RefSeq, a predicted model, not a curated record